AUACAGGGGCGGGGCGAGGGACCAAGCGGCCGCUCCUGGCCGGAGGGCGGCCGGGUCGGUGACGUCACCGCAUGACUGGGUUUUUAUGAAUGAAAGGAAUCCUGUGAGUGAGUAAUUCCGGGAAGCUCGCCUUACAACUCCGCGCGGCCUCGGCCCCCUGCGCCGCCCGCCCCACAACAAAACUCAGCGCAGCGCUCCCGGACGCCCGGUUCAGAGCGACCUGCGGCUCAGAGCGGAGGGGAGACUGACCAGAGCGCGGAUCGGGACAGCGGCCGGGACAGCGGCGAGACGCGCGUGUGUGAGCGCGCCGGACCAAGCGGGCCCAGAAGCGGAAGACGUCAUGAACCUGCAGACCCUGGAGGUCAGCUCUGCUGCCUUCCAAGGGAAGAAGCCAGGGAGAGGUGGUGGUGGCCGACAGAAGACAGAGGACCCCUGGGUUCCAGUCCGCCACGGCUACCAAACAGUGGCUUGGUUGCCUCAGGUCUGCAGCCCAGAGGGCACCUUCUGCAAACAUGUCUGUGGAUCCCCUAUCCAGCAAAGCUCUAAAGAUCAAGCGAGAGCUGAGCGAGAACACGCCGCACCUGUCGGACGAGGCGCUGAUGGGGCUGUCGGUGCGCGAGCUGAACCGGCAUCUGCGCGGGCUCUCCGCCGAGGAGGUGACACGGCUCAAGCAGCGGCGCCGCACACUUAAAAACCGUGGCUACGCCGCCAGCUGCCGCGUGAAGCGCGUGUGCCAGAAGGAGGAGCUGCAGAAGCAGAAGUCGGAGCUGGAGCGCGAGGUGGACAAGCUGGCGCGCGAGAACGCCGCCAUGCGCCUGGAGCUCGACGCACUGCGCGGCAAGUGCGAGGCGCUGCAGGGUUUCGCGCGCUCCGUGGCCGCCGCCCGCGGGCCCGCCACGCUCGUGGCGCCGGCCAGCGUCAUCACCAUCGUCAAGUCCACCCCGGGCUCGGGGUCUGGCCCCGCCCCCGGCCCGGACCCCGCCCACGGCCCGGCCUCCUGCUCCUAGUGCCCGCCCCCGCCAUGCCUCAGCCACGCCCCUCCGGCCUCAGCUCCCUCCCCAAAGUGCCUGAGCGCCGCCUCUGUGCCCAGGUCCCAUUUCUCUGCAGCACUGGCCCCUUGGUGCACACACAUUCCCUUCGUGGGCCCUGUCUUCCUCUUACAGCCCCCAAAACUGGGACCGAAUGACCCUGGGAAGGGGAACUUGGGUAGGUUGGGGAUGGGGCAGAGGUCUGGAUCUGGGAUCGCCCUUGGCUGAAAGUUCAGCCUUUUUAGAUUGAGAGAUACAGAGCCGGCUUAGAGAACAGCUGUUGGGGGAGAAGAGGGCACCCCUCAUCUUGGAAACUGCUCUUAUUGUGCCAAUAUGCCCUCCAAACCCUCCCAGGAUUCAAAGCUAGGUUUGGCUGUCUGUGACUUACGGGGCCAUCCUGCUGAGAAAUUGCACUGAAGAGAUGCCCCCACCUCUGGUUGGGCCUGGGGGUGCCUGGCCUUCCAAAACUAAAAGAGUGGGUGGGAAGACUAGUGAAACCCAGUUCACAGAUGGGGAAACAGGCCUGAGGUCACAUUUCACUUAGUGGUUGUGUUGGGACCAAAACCUGGGUUUCCUCACUGCUGCCCUAAGAUUCCAGCCAUGGUUUUCAGGGGGACAGUGGACAGGGACUCAGAAAUGUGGUGGGAGGGCCUCCCUGGCUUGGGAGACCGCUCUCUGCAAGGGAGGGGGAGAGAAGCAGAGGGAGAGAGAAGGUGACACGGAUGGAAGAGUGGGAAGGAGCUGGCCUGGCUCAGCCCUAGGCUGUCCCUGCAGCCAGGGUGUCCGGGGGCUGGCCAGUCAGAGAAAGGGGGCCAUGGACUGCUGUGGCAAAUAGGGAGACAAGGAGACAGACCCUGCAGUCCUACUACAGUCUGGAGUGGGGUCCUAAGAAGAAGGGUCCCACCUCAACCCCUGUUGGUGUCCACUGUGGGGUGGGGGCUGACCCCUGCCUUUGAUUGUCAUUCUCCUGGGAAGCCCAGUCUCAGUCCCUCCCCCAACACUGUCCACAUUGCCCCUCCCCACUGUUUAUUUAUUGCACGGAUCUAAGUUAUUCUCCCCAGCCAGAGCCCGAGCUCCUGCUCCCUGGGAAAAGUGGCGUAUGGCCCUGAGCUGGGCUUUAUAUUUUAUAUCUGCAAAUAAAUCACAUUUUAUCUUAUAUUUAGGGAAAGCCGGAGAGCAACAACAAAAAAUGUUUAAGCCGGGCGCGGUGGCUCACAUCUGUAAUCCCAGCACUUUGGGAGUCCAAGGAGGGGGAUCGCUUGAGUCCAGGAGUUUGAGACCAGCCUGGACAACAUGGUGAAACCCUGUCUCUACAAAAAAUACAAAAAUUAGCCAUGCGUGGUGGCUCAUGCCUGUAGUCCCAGCUACUUGGGAGGCUGAGGCAGGAGGAUCACUUAAGCCCAGAAGGCAGAGGUUGUAGUGAGCUGAGAUCGCACCACUGCACUCCAGCCUGGGCAACAUAGCAAAAUCCUGUCUCAAAAAAAAGUUAAAAAAUAUUGCCCGGCUCCUAGAAUUUAUUUAUUUCCUGACUUACAGCAAGCGAGUUAUCGUCUUCUGUAUUUUGUAGACUUUCUAAAUAAAGUCAAAUUCUUUUUUUCCACAGAGAAUAAA
Molecule: messenger RNA, 2639 nt
Organism: Gorilla gorilla gorilla (western lowland gorilla)
Lineage: Eukaryota; Metazoa; Chordata; Mammalia; Primates; Hominidae
Gene: MAFF
Product: MAF bZIP transcription factor F
Exons: 4
Coding region: 513-1007 (164 amino acids)
Biological process (GO): regulation of transcription by RNA polymerase II; regulation of epidermal cell differentiation
Cellular component (GO): nucleus
Molecular function (GO): RNA polymerase II cis-regulatory region sequence-specific DNA binding; DNA-binding transcription factor activity, RNA polymerase II-specific
Source: RefSeq, a predicted model, not a curated record